ACCUGAGUUAUAAACACAGGAAGGAUCCCAAAGCACUAAUCACAAACUACCAGAAAAAAGCCAACAGGCAUCUGCAAGAGACGCAAUGACCUCCAAUAACGCUGAACUGCCAGGAGAGGUGAAGGGCGACCCGGCUGAGCUCAUGGCAUCUCUACAUCUGAUGCCCACACCGUUACCCAAUCCUGAGAUCAAGUACAAUAAGAUUUUCAUUAAUAAUGAAUGGCAUGAUUCUGUGAGCGGUAAAGUCUUCUCAACAUAUAACCCAGCUACAGGGGAGAAGAUCUGUGAUGUCCAGGAGGCAGAUAAGGCCGAUGUGGACAAAGCUGUGCAGGCCGCACGUGUUGCCUUCUCUCUGGGUUCUGUAUGGAGGAAGAUGGACGGAUCUGAACGUGGGAGGCUUUUGUUCAAACUGGCUGACUUGGUGGAAAGAGACCGGAUAUACAUUGCUACCCUGGAGUCUAUGGACAGCGGCAAACCUUUCCUCCCCUCCAUCUUUGUGGACCUUGAGGGAACCAUUAAGACGUUUCGAUAUUUCGCUGGAUGGGCAGACAAGAUCCACGGUUCCACAAUUCCUACUGAUGGAGGAUAUUUUACUUUCACUAAGCAUGAGCCAAUUGGAGUGUGUGGACAGAUCGUUCCUUGGAACUUCCCCCUGUUGAUGACAGCAUUUAAAUUGGGGCCGGCGCUGAGCUGCGGAAACACUGUUGUCCUUAAACCUGCUGAGCAGACCCCUCUCACCUGCCUGUAUCUCGGAGCCCUGAUCAAAGAGGCUGGGUUUCCACCAGGAGUCGUCAAUAUUUUGCCAGGCCACGGGCCAACUGCGGGAGCCGCGAUCUCUUCGCACAUGGGCAUAGACAAAGUGGCGUUCACAGGAUCGACUGAGGUAGGCCAGUUGAUCCAAGAAGCAGCAGGAAAGAGCAAUCUAAAGAGAGUCACACUAGAGCUGGGGGGAAAGAGUCCCAACAUCAUUUUUGCAGAUGCCGAUUUGGACCAGGCGGUCGAGCAGGCCCAUCAGGGUGUGUUCUUUAAUAAUGGUCAAUGCUGCACGGCUGGCUCCCGAAUCUUUGUCGAAGAGCCCAUUUAUGAAGAGUUUGUGCGCAGAAGUGUUGAGAGAGCCCAGAGGAGGACUGUGGGACAUCCCUUCGAGCCAACCACCGAGCAGGGACCUCAGGUCAGUGCCGAGCAGCAGAAUCGUAUACUGGAGCUGAUUCAGAGCGGAAUUGCAGAAGGAGCUAAACUGGAGUGUGGUGGUAAAGCGCUACCAACUAAAGGCUUUUAUAUUGAGCCCACAGUCUUCUCGGAUGUACAGGACCACAUGCGCAUCGCCAAGGAGGAGAUAUUUGGGCCAGUUCAGCAGAUUUUAAAGUUUAAAACCAUUGAAGAAGUGAUUGAGAGAGCCAACAACACAGACUAUGGUCUGGCAGCAGCUGUCUUCACCAAAGACCUAAACAAGGCCAUGACCGUCUCUGCGGCUGUGCAGGCCGGCACUGUAUGGAUUAACUGUUAUAAUGCCAUGAGCUGCCAGUGUCCUUUUGGAGGAUUCAAGAUGUCUGGGAACGGUCGAGAACUGGGGGAGUACGGACUAAAGGAAUACACGGAGCUGAAAACCAUUACGAUGAAAAUGUCAGGGAAGAACUCUUAAAGCACUGACAUUUAUUCUAGUAAAGGGAAGUCCUUCUCUGAGGUUAACCACUAGCCCAUAUCCAUUGGUUCUCAAUAGUGGUAAAAACCACACAGUAACCACCCAUCACUUCUGCAUUGGAGCGCCUCUUCUUCUGCAUUUUCAUGGGCUGUUAUCAUGAUCUACCCAACCAUCUCCAUUAGCACAGUCUCCAGUGUCCACUAGCAGUAUUCAUGUCCAAUGUCACCAUUAACAGCCCACACCCAUUCCAGCUGUGGCCUCUUUUUGCCGGCUCCACUAACCAUACUAAAGCACUCGGAGUCACGGUGAAGAAAGGCUGCGCUUUUGACCACUGCACCAGCAACGUGCAGACACUAACAGACUACGACUGCUCUCUCUGAUGACUCUGUUUCAACUCCUGUACGAAGCGUGAUUGUUUUUACACGCUGCUUUGCUAAAGGAGCUCUGUUGUCUUUGAGCAGGGAGGGAUGUCAUUCUUAAACCUCAUCAAUAACUUGCCUUUCCACUGGGUAGAAUUCUAGUAGGCAUUUUAGUUCCCAGACAGCAGAUGACUCUGGGCCGGAUCCGCACCGGAGCUGCCGACUUCCGUGCGGAUCCGGUGCUCAUCCAGCCCGGAGUCGUCUGCUGUCUGGGUUUUUACUAAGACCACUGAAGCUCUCUUGUCUCAGAAAAGAUUUUUUUUUUCUCUAAAUUGUAUUAAUUCUAUAUUUGUGUAAUUGCUUUGAUUUUCUUUUCAUUGUCUUAAUGCUUUUAUAAUGUAUAACUUUGUCAAUGUCUCACCCUUACAGAAAUCUGAUAAUGAAAAUACAUGUAAAACACAUAUAUAAUCAGUGGCGGCUCGUGACUGCUCAUCCGAGGGGCGCAAAUUCAAAAUAAGUGUUCGGAGCGUGUGUUGCUCGUGUUUUCAAAAUAUGUGUUUGUUGCGUCAUGUGAACCAUGUGCAUCACGUGUUUUGUCAAAAUAAGUGCCUGCUGCACACACGUCAAAACCAUUUAAAAUGAUAAAAGAGACGCUCACGUUCACAAAAUACACGCAAGACACUCCCUUAACAGUAAACUCUGAUUACACAUGAGAUUAUACGAGUAUCUGGCAAACAAGCGUAUCUUUUAUCAUAAACCCUUACAGUUAUUUUUACAAGACACAUGAUGCACACAGGUUCAUUCGACACGCAGAACACAUAUUUUGAAAUAAGGAACCACACACAUAAUGGGCUACAUACAUGUUGUGACGAACUUCACAUCGAGCGCCCUCGAAAAAAGAAGUCACCGGCUGCCACUUUAUAUAAUGUAUAUGAGGAGCUCAGAUGCAAAAUGUCACCUUUGUCAAAAAUUAGAUAAUGAUAUUUACCGAAUGCUCUCGGUGCGCAUUAUACAUUAAUCAAAUACUUUUGCUUCAAUCUUAAUCCUUGCCUCAAGUCAUUCAGAAAUACAGGUUUGUUGGCAAAAUUUGAAGUCUGAUAAAAAUUCACAUUUACAAUAAAACAUGUCAGAUGUACUUAGAGGGUUUAAAUCUGAGCUCUUCAUACACUGUAAAAAAAUUCCGAAGAAAUUGCAGCUGGGUUGCCGGUAACUUACCGUAGAUUUAAAUGUAUGUUUUUUACUGGCAACAUUUUGGUCAAAGUAAAAUGAACAUUAAACAUUUACAAGUCUUUGUCUUUACAGAGUAAAACUAAAAAAACAGCAUCAAGCAAAACAUUCUGGGAAACAAAAUCUGAAGCAAAAAAACAAAAAAAGGUUGAUGAUGAUUUCUGGUUCCCAGAAUGCUUUGCAUGAGGCUGUUAUUGUAUAGUUUUAUUCUGUAAAGAUAAAGACUUGUUAAUAUUUAAAAUGUAUUUAACUUUGAACAAACUCUUGCCAGUAAAUAACAUAAAUGUAAAUCUACGGUAAAUUACCGGCAACACAGCUGCAAUAACAUGUAAUUUCUACAGAAUUUUUUUACAGUGUAUGUAAAUAUGUUUGGAUUUCACAAAACGUCACAUACGUGUACAUAUAUUGAACUAAAAUUGCAAAAGAAACUACAAGUUGCCAUUUUUAUAAAAAAAUGUCACAUGAAUGAAAUUACAAUGUUUCAUAUUUUAUAUAUGUGUUUUUAAAUGUCUAUACAUCGGAUUUCUGUAAUGGAUUUACCUCAAAAAAAUCUAUGUUGACAAAUGAUUUCUCGUUGAUGCCCAUUUAUUGUCAGGUUUAAAAAUUAUGUACUAUGAAUAUAGAAGUAAAGAUAUAAUAUGAGUUUGUCAUUAAAAUGUUUUACUCAAAA
This is a messenger RNA of Misgurnus anguillicaudatus (oriental weatherfish), 3898 nucleotides long. The record is from RefSeq and is a predicted model, not a curated record. NCBI's taxonomy places the organism in Eukaryota, Metazoa, Chordata, Actinopteri, Cypriniformes, Cobitidae.